AUUUUAAUCUUAAGGUAUUAGAACAAGACAGAAUAUUAUGACUUGUGUUUUUUGGUCUUGGGAUUUUGUCUGAUAUGAUUUGCUGGUAUACUCGAACCACAUCUACUGAAUGAGCCAAUCACCAAUUUUCUCAAACACAAAAAACAAAACAGGUAAGUUUAAACUUCCCGGAUGAUGCAACAGAUGGAUGUAACACAGCACAAGGGCACUGGGGCAGGUGAUCAGUAUCCCUUGCUCACCUGUACUAAGUGUGCGUCUGACUAUUACUCUCAUCUGCGUGACUUCCCAGCAGCACAUCACAACAAUGUGUUUAUGAAGCAAGGAUUGGCAGCUUCUCUCUCUCAUCUUGAAAAUCACUACACGUAUAUCUAACCAUGACUCUGGGUUAGCAGCACCAGUUGGAGAAGAGAGUGUUGGUGGUGGUGAUGGCGGUGAUGGGGGCAGCGAGUAUCAGCGAGUCCUGCCAGUACUACUGUCUUACUCCUAAACCCAAUAGAACGUCCUACUGUUGUGGUCUGGCUGGGGUGGACUAUGGAAUUCCUAGCUACCACACCGGAAGUUGCCCUCCCAUACGCUCUCACUGUCCAAGAGGUACUAGCCAGGCCCCUGAAAUGUGCCCUCAUGAUGGAGCCUGUCCUCUAGAUAACAAGUGUUGCUGGGACACUUGUCUCAAAUUCCACACCUGUAAAGCCGCACUCAACACUACCCUGGAAUUUCCUGACAAACCCAGUUUCCCUGAUGUGUCGAUCCACGCCCGAGCAGAUGUUAACGAGUAAAACCACGCCCGAAGAGGUGAUCACAAGUGAGGCUGCGAUUCUUCCAUUCAGUGAUGUAAAAUAAAACAUGUACAGAAGAUACUUUAUGUUAUGCACAUAUGGUCUUAGAGUUAACUGAUACAUCAUAAACACAAUAAAAUACCCUUGACUAA
Molecule: messenger RNA, 928 nt
Organism: Homarus americanus (American lobster)
Lineage: Eukaryota; Metazoa; Arthropoda; Malacostraca; Decapoda; Nephropidae
Exons: 4
Coding region: 426-776 (116 amino acids)
Cellular component (GO): extracellular region
Molecular function (GO): peptidase inhibitor activity
Source: RefSeq, a predicted model, not a curated record